GCGUAUGCGAUUAGGGUUUGAGAUGGAGUUCUCGAUUUUUCUUCUUCUCAGAUUCGGAUUAAGUUUUUCGUUAAGGUUAUUUGAUUUGGAAUGGAUUGGGGAAGUCUAUUUGAUUUCCUCUGUUAGGAGGGACAAUCGUCCGAGUCAUCAGAACGAUCUGAUAAAGAUUCGACAGAUUUUGGAUAUCAAAGAUUCAGAGAUAGUCAAUCGAUUGAAUGAGGCUACGAAUCAUCGAAGAGUUUUUGGGGAUAUCGGGAGGUUUGAAAAGGAAUCAGGGAUAAGGGAGAUUCUAGACAAGGAUUACGACAGGCUGAGUUAUUGGAGAUCUUGGUCUCGGAAGUUUCUUGCCUUUGGAAAAGGUUUUAAUGCUGUCUACUUUCUGUCUGGUGACUAUGGCUCAAUUGGCUUUGAACAAAGUAUCUAUGUCACUGUAAACGGAUUUAAUUCACUUGUGUUUCAAAUGGUGGUGCCGUUUGAAUCAGGUGAUGAGGUUGUGAAAAAAGCGGGGAGUAGGAUGUAUGAAGAACAUGGAGACAGGAGAGGUGGUACAAGGCAGCAGGCUAAGCAGUUACCUCAAGGGCAAGAAGGUGGAUGGGAAAAACCUAGGAAACCUGCUGCAAAAAGAGCCUUGGAUUUUUCUGGAGAAGAAAAUGGCGGAGGAUUCCACUACCAAACGGAGAAGGGAGAAAACAGUAAGCCUCAGAGGCGAUUUGAGAAAAAUCAGACUUCUAUUUGGGGGCAAAAAAAGAAUUUCUCCGGCUCUUGGGCUGUGAGUAAUGCUUUAACAAGGAAUGGAGGGGCCACAGAGGUUUUUAAAGAUGCUCAACCUUCAGCUCAGGGCAUGGUUUAUGGAAGAAAAGGUGCAGGACCUGCUUGGCCUAAACCUUUGUAUCAGCCUAAAUCGUCUUCCAAGGAGGCGCUGAUUACCCAGCAGGUUGGUCAAGAUCCUUUAAAUGUUCUGCAAGGUGAAGAACAGAAUGACAUCGGUUUAGAGGAUAUCCUGGUAUUGGGAGAAGAGGAUCUUAUAGGAGGUAUGCUUUUCUCAGAAAAUACUGAUGACUUAUUAGAGGAUGGAGAAUGUCAAUUUGAUGAGGAGAUUGAUGUUCAUGAGAAGACGGAGGAGACUAUGGAAGUUGAAGGACAAGUGAUCCCUAUGGAGAACAAAAUCGCUCCUAAAGGUAAACCUAAAAUCUCUGAAGUCUUACCUAUUGAUAUUGGUAUUGUAAGUCAGGGAUUGAAAGGCAUAACACUGGCUGUUGCUAAAAACCAGAAAAUUAAGAAACCUAUUAGUUAAGGGAUUAAAGGAACUAGUGGUAGUAAGAAUUAUUCUAUGCUUGUGGCUUCACCGGGUAAACGACUUUUGGCUAAAGCUAUGUCUAAUAAAUUUUCAGAGGCUGG
Arabidopsis arenosa is the source of this 1398-nucleotide messenger RNA. NCBI's taxonomy places the organism in Eukaryota, Viridiplantae, Streptophyta, Magnoliopsida, Brassicales, Brassicaceae. The record is from the annotation of a GenBank genome assembly.